Messenger RNA from Psylliodes chrysocephalus, 3845 nucleotides. Lineage: Eukaryota; Metazoa; Arthropoda; Insecta; Coleoptera; Chrysomelidae. The record is from the annotation of a GenBank genome assembly.
CUCCGCACAGCGGCGCCAAUCCAGUUACAUGAGCGCGACUUUAUUGUGAGGAUGUUUCCCGCAUCGACACCGUCUGUCUAGUUAUUGGUCCUUGUACCGCUCCGGCGAUUACAAAUUGUUUUAUCAGCGAAUGUGAAAAAUCGUUUGAUAACUGAAAUACGCACAUGGGCAGCGUGUAAAUAAAAACUACGUAAUUGGAGAGAAAAAAAACUCACUUGUGCCAGAGCAGUGUUUUUGUUUUUGUUUUUUUUUUGUUUUUUAAAUCUGAUAAAGGAUAUAUACAAUUUUUGUUGGUUUGUGAAUUUUUUGUUUGUUGAAUUUUGUGAACUUUGUACAAUUUUUAAAUUUUGGUGGAUACGUUUGCGGAAGAAUAUUCAAAUUCCUGUCGUGCAUGUUGAAAGGGCAUAUAUAUUUGUAUCGGUUGUCUCUGAAAAAUCAACUAAUGUGAUUCUGGGCAGAUCUGGGGGUAAUGGCUGCAGCCGACAGAAGUACCAUGGUACCCGUCGUCAACAGUUGUUUUACCGAAACCGGAACGAACGAAAUCAAUCGAGAAACACCAAAAGCAUCACCAGAAGCAUCGCGUCGUCGAAAGGAGUUUAGAGUCGCUAGGGGCGCGUGGGGGUCGCGCGACGAACCAUGAGUCGGUGCCCGGCGGUGCGUCAUCGCUCAUGGACCACCCCGCUGUUAACGUGCGGAUCUUCUUCAGCGUGGGACCGCGCCACGAGACUGCGCUCUUUCGCUCUGAUACACCUUCGGAUCAGAUCAAAGAUUUAUUUAGAGCGGCUGCAGAGGCGGGACCUAGAGACAUCCUUAAACUCUAUAAUACCGACGGCCAAUUGCUGAAUAUUUGCUCGGAUCUUCCCUCAAACACUCAAAAUAACCGGUACUCUCUUCAAGUUGUCGCCGCCAACGGCCUGGCGAUGCUCCAAGAAUCCACCGGUGCUGAUCUCAAAGCUUUAGAAGCCAGGGUGUCGGCCAUCGAAAGGCAACUUCGGUGGGAACUACCGCUUCCGCCGGCCGUCGAGGAGCUCCAAAAGGAAGUCGACGCGUUUAAGGAGAAGCUGGAAACUACUGAGAGUCUGAGCUGGCUUGGAUUCUAUAAACAACUUCCAGAGCCUCUAUCCAGUGAAGAAUGUCGGCGUCUCCAGUAUAGGAGAAAGAGUGAUUCUGUAAAAAAACGCGUGAAGCAAAACUUCGCUAAUAUAUGUGAUGCACAAGUAUCCGACGCUAUCAGGCAAUGGUUACGGAUGCCAACUUUCGACGCAAGGCCUUGGGAAGACGAGGAGCUACUGCUUCUUCUGCAACAGAUGUACCUCGAUCACGACCUUUGUGCGAAAUUCGCCAUAGACAUCACGACCUUGAGGAACUUUCUUUACGAGACGUACAAAAAUUACAACGACGUGCCGUUUCACAAUUUCAGGCAUUGCUUCUGCGUCGCUCAAAUGCUAUACGCAAUUUCGUGGUGCGUCGACCUUCCUUCAAAAAUUGGCGACCUAGAAGUUCUAAUUUUGUUAACAUCCUGUAUUUGCCACGAUCUCGAUCAUCCUGGUUACAAUAACAUUUACCAGAUCAACGCAAAAACGGAGUUAGCAAUUCGUUACAACGAUAUCUCACCUUUGGAGAACCAUCAUUGUAGCGUGGCUUUCAGAAUAUUGGAAAACGACGAUUGCAAUAUUUUCAAAUCGUUUAGCAGUGAUGAUUUCAAGCAAGUCAGGGAAGGUAUGAUUAGAUGCAUCUUGGCGACAGAUAUGGCUAGACAUAACGAAAUAUUGACAAAUUUUAAGGAAAUUAGUCCAGUUUUUAACUAUUUGGAUAAGGGACACGUCAAUUUGCUAUGCAUGGUUCUAAUAAAAGUAUCCGACAUAUCCAACGAAGCCAGGCCUAUGGACGUCGCCGAACCAUGGCUGGACAAACUUCUGCAAGAAUUCUUCAAGCAAAGCGACGCCGAGAAGCUGGAGGGUCUUCCAGUUACGCCGUUUAUGGACCGCGAGAAAAUAACAAAGCCCUCUUCGCAAUGCUCUUUUAUUGGUUUUGUCCUUUUGCCUCUUUUCGAGGCCCUCGGGGAACUCUUUAUUGAAUUACAGGAUUUGAUCAUUCAACCCGUGCGGGACGCGUUGGACUAUUACAGAAGACUUAAUGAAGCAACGAGGGAGGAAAGACUGCACCGUAAAAGUAUAGUAGAAACGACGUUAAACGAUCAAAAUACACCAACAUCACAAAGUCCUGACAGCGGAUCAAAUGUGCCAAAGUUUAAUUCCAACACCAAAAUGAAGAAGAGUUUAAGUUUUCAACAGAACAGGUCGAGAUCCCGUUCCACGGACGAAGAAAUUACGGAUAACGACGGAGUAGUAGCUUUGGGCGAAGGCCAAAGUCUAGAAGACGUCGAAGAAGAUACCGAAAGCGGCGAUUCGGAAACGGCAAACGAAGCUGAAGUUUCCGAAAAAACUCUCAAAUUUAAGAUUUCUUGCGAAAGCAGCAUCGCCACAACGGGUAGGAAAAGCUAUCCUGGUUCGAGAAAGGGCAGCAGGGAGAGGGUGCAACAUUUGAAUCAUUCGGAAAUAGCCAAGAUGGUGGCGAAAGGAAAACUUAGAUGUGGAGGUCUCAGCUUCGAUCAGCACUGUUUGGUUGGUAACAAAAAGCUAUCCUUCGACCCCCCGGAAUUCCUCGACGAAUACGCCUUAACUUUGAAGAAGAAAUUCGAAGAAGGACUCGCCAACCGUUCGGACUCCGAAGAAGAAAGAAAGCGAGAUGUCGGUGAAUACGUCGUAUCGAAAGAAACUUUAAAUUUGAACAAGAGGAACUCGGAGCACAGCGUAAAAACCAUAACCGGUGCGACCGACGAAAAGAAAAGCAUCCUAAAGUGUAGUGAAAAAUCCUCGUUUACGAACGAACAAAAACUGAAAAUGAACAAUCAAGUGACUAAACAGGAAGACUCCGAUUCGAACAACAAAUAUAGUAUUAAAAAUUGUACAGAUCCAGUGAGUGAUACAAACAGUAUUCUAGUGCAAAGAGAUGAAACUAAAACGGGUCGUUCGAUAUUCUCGCGUUUCCGACAACUCACCGACCGGCUGGGACUGUCGGAGAAAGACAAGACCUCGAAGUCCGCGUCAACCAAGAACAACAAUUGCUCGAGAAGCACAUCGCAGAAAGGUAAGAAAAAAUCGGAUAGGGCAUGUUGUAGACUGGACGAUGAUAAGAAAGCCAGUACUCUUCCGAAAACGAAACGAAUCACUAAGAAACCCUGGAAAUUGUUUGUAGGGAAGGACAAGACGAGUAGACUCGAAGGUUGGGCUUCCGACGCUGCCGUCGACGAGCUGGAAUUAGACAAUCAGUCGCUUCCGUCAACUUCGCAGGUACAAAGCAACUGUGCCAGCCCCAAACUAACAAAUUUCAAAAAUGAAGCGGCCAUCUUGCGUAAAGAAGACCCGAUCACUGGCAACAAUGUCGGCGUCGUCGACAAAUGCAUCGCAAAGCUGCAAGAAAUUAAAAUGGACGAGGCGAUAGUGUUGAACGAAACGGACGCUAACUUGAUAUGACAAGAGGUCAAGGCAUCAGACAGGGAGUGUUUCGCUAGAUAUAUAUUUUGUCGUUGUUGUAAAUAUAGACCAAAUACUAGGGAAAAUGUUUAGGUAAUUAAGAUAAUGAUUGUGUAAUUUAUUUUUAUUUUUUUUUUUUAUUUAUUUGGAGGAGGAGGGCGUUAUUUGCUGGGAAAGAAGAGCUAUAUCAAGCUUGCGGACACUCUGUGGCGGCACCAUACAAGACCUGGUGGGUUUUUUGUAGCUUUUUUGUUACGCUAUUUGCGAAUUUGUAGCUUUGCCCAGGUCCGAAAAAACAACGGAUCCGCU